Centropristis striata (black sea bass) is the source of this 3504-nucleotide messenger RNA. RefSeq names its product MTSS I-BAR domain containing 2a (gene mtss1la). The transcript is spliced from 15 exons. Gene Ontology annotation, biological process: plasma membrane organization; cell projection assembly. Gene Ontology annotation, molecular function: phospholipid binding; actin binding. Gene Ontology annotation, cellular component: cytoplasmic side of plasma membrane; actin cytoskeleton. Bases 499 to 2844 code for a protein of 781 amino acids. The record is from RefSeq and is a predicted model, not a curated record. NCBI's taxonomy places the organism in Eukaryota, Metazoa, Chordata, Actinopteri, Perciformes, Serranidae.
CAUCUGCUCCGCUACUAACAACGGAGCGCGUCCCCGCGUCCCAGACCUGCGACCGAUCCCUUCUCCCGUGUGGUGCCCCCCUCCUCCUGCCCUCUUCCACACAAUUGUGUUAACGCUGCGAUCAUGACGAGCCACAGUGCGUGUACCCUCCACGUUUCUCGGCUGUAGCUCACCCGGACAAAGCGCAACUCCCGCUCCAGCAUCCCUCCCCGUGCGUCCGAGUGGAGCUAUAGGCGAGUAGCGGCGGCGGAGCGAGCGGCAGCCCCCGGUGCCAUCGAGCAGCACAUUUCUUUUUGUCUGUGCGCUCCGCAGGCUGCUGCUUCUGCUGCCUGUGGGCUUUUUGCGGCUUCGCAUCCUCUCAGCUGCCGGUGUUGUUGGAGUGGACAACGAAAGACGGAUGAACUAAACAAAGAUCUCCAUGUCUGAUGUUUUGAAAGCGGAUAUUUAAUCAGAUUUUUUUUUCUCUUUCUGCGAGCUUUUUUGUUUGUUUCUGACACCAUGGAGUCGGUGGAGAAGGAGUGUGGAGCGCUGGGUGGAUUAUUCCAGGCCAUCGUGAACGACAUGAAGAGCUCCUACCCUGUGUGGGAAGACUUCAGUGCCAAGGCCACAAAACUGCACUCUCAACUCAGGACCACAAUUCUGGCAGCGGUGGCCUUUCUAGAUGCCUUUCAGAAGGUGGCGGACAUGGCUACCAACUCUAGAGGUGCCACCAGGGACGUCGGCUCAGCUCUUACAAGGAUGUGUAUGCGACACCGCAGCAUUGAGGCAAAAUUACGCCACUUCACCAAUGCUCUUAUGGAAGGCCUGGUGACGCCACUCCAGGACAGGAUAGAGGAAUGGAAGAAGACAGCUAAUCAGCUGGACAAAGACCAUGCCAAAGAAUACAAGCGGUCUCGUCAGGAAAUCAAAAGGAAGUCGCUAGAUACAAUAAAACUCCAAAAAAAAGCAAGAAAAGGCCGGGGGAACCUGCGCCCCCAGCUGGACAGUGCCAUGCAGGAUGUCAGUGAUUUGUACCUGCUGAUGGAGGAGACGGAGAAGCAGGCGGUGCGCCGAGCCCUCCUGGAGGAGAGAGGGCGUUACUGUACAUUUAUUAACCUGCUGCAGCCUGUGGUGAAUGUAGAGAUCGCCAUGCUGGGAGAGAUAACACAUUUACAGCCCAUUGUUGAUGACCUCACUAUGCUGACCGAAGACCCACACAAGCUGCCACCAGCCAGUGAGCAGGUGAUCCGGGACCUGAAAGGCUCCGACUACAGCUGGUCCUACCAGACACCUCCUUCCUCCCCCAGCAGCACCGGCUCCAGGAAGAGCAGCAUGUGCAGCCUGCUUCAGAUGCCCUCUGCUGGAGCUCAUCGGCUCAGCAGUGUCUCCUCCCAUGACUCUGGCUUCGUAUCCCAGGACGCCAACACCCACUCUAAGCCUCCAUCGCCCAUGCCCUCUGACAUCACCAGCCAGAAAUCAACAAGCUCAGCCUCCUCUGAGGCUUCAGAAACCUGCCAGUCUGUCAGCGAGUGCAACUCUCCCACAGCGUUUGGCUCAUGCUCAUCCUUCGGUACCUUCCGCCCUGCUUUCUCUCACACUGGCACCAUCAGGCCUCUCUCUGUCAUACUUCCUGCGUCCCCCACAUUUAACCACUCCCCUGGAUCCAACACCCCCUCACCCACAUCAAAGGUUCCUAGCUGGAAGGACUGGGCCAAAUCCUGUGAGCCAUCACUGGCCAGCACUCUGCAGCGUAGAAGGGAGUCUAUGGAUAAGAUGAGGGAACUGGAAACUCCGCCCAGUCCACUGGGGUAUUCUGGGAUGCAACCAGAUGAUCCGCACAGAGCGAGAAUUGGCCCAGGAGCCAUUGCAGCCAAGCAUGGUGAGCCGCUCUCUCCAGCAGCCAGUACUCUAGCUAUGGUUCUGACCAGAGGCUUGAGUAUGGAGCAGCAGAAGAGCAGCAGGGACUCUCUGCAGUACUCCAGCGGCUACAGCACCCAGACUAACACCCCCUCCUGCUCCGAGGACACCAUACCCUCACAAGGUUCUGAUUAUGAGUGCUACUCCCUCAAUGGGGAUGCUGACAGCGAAGGACAGGCAGACUUUGACAAGUCCUCCACCAUCCCACGCCACAGUAAUAUCGCUCAGAGCUACCGCCGCAUGAUCCAAACCAAGAGGCCAGCCAGUACAGCAGGUCUGCCUGCAGGUAAGACCCUGCAGGGCACUCCCAACGGUUCAGGGGGAAGCAGCUCCGGAGCCAUCACCUCGGGGACGGCCACCAUUCGCCGGACACCGUCCUCCAAAACUGGAGUGAGACGCACACCAUCCACAUCUGGUCCCAUCCCCAUCCGACCCCCUAUUGUGCCAGUUAAGACCCCCACUGUGCCAGACUCACCGGGCUAUGCCAGCCCGUCCCAGUACCGUGCGGGCAGCGAGGAGUUUCUUUACGGUGAUGAGCCAACUGCUAGUGACUACAUGAGGGCUUCUCCAAAGAGGAUGAGCCUCCCAGACACAGCUUGGGGCUGUGGAGGAGGAGGAGGAGGAGGAGGAGGAGGGGCGGACAGGACCAUUUAUGCCCAGCAGGCCCCCAGCAUGGCCGCCCACAGCGCUGAGGAAGACCCUCUGCUAGCUGCCAACCGCCACAGCCUGGUGGAGAAGAUAGGGGAGCUGGCAGCCAGUGCCCACGCCCUCGGUGAGGGUCACUUCCCUUUCGGCAGCCCGCUGCCAGGGGAUCCAGGUCUGUGUGCGCCACAGGAGAUGUCCGCUACGACCCAGGAGGACAAGGAUAUGCUGAAGUCUAUACGCCGCGGGGUGAAGCUGCGCAAGGCGGUGACUGAUGACAGGUCUGCUCCAAGGAUUCUGCGGUAGCUGAGGGAGAAGAGGGCUGUGAAGGAGCAGCUGUGGUGCCCUUAUUUACAAACUGAAGCUCUGUAAUGAAAUGCUACAGCACUCAUGUGAUACAUGAUCUGAGGUACAAGUAAUAAAGAGGACUUAAUGGGGUGAAUGAAGGCCAGUUCACAGAGUAAUGAGUGACUAUGGACAAUGUCAAGUCAUUUCAUGUCAUGUAUGUAAUGCGUACGUACAAAGUAAUCCAUAUUUUUUUGGUUUUUAUUCUUCUCUUUUGUUUUGUUUUCGUCAGCGGGCUUUGUGGCUGUGCAUCUCUGCUCCCUGUGUGACCAGUUAUUUCAGCCCAGUUUGUCCCUUUUGUCCCAGUGAUGAGGACGUCACUACUGUAGUGAUCGAAUGCUCUGUGUCUUUGUUCUUGCUCUUAUGAUUAUUAUAAUAUUGUGCAUUUCUUAAUUAACACGGCCACCUGUCAGUGGGAAGUGAUUGGCAAAAUGCUCUGUGAGCCUGUCUGUAUGUUGUGUUUCUCAUCAUUACUGUAAAUGUACCGUAUUAUUGUUUUUGUUUGAUAAGCUGAACAGCAGCUGUGUAAGUCAUGUAAAAUAGGAGCAAUAUGGCAGUGUUUUUAUUGCUGUAAUGUACUGUCAAUAUAUUCUGCAAUUAAACAGGCUUUUUACUGUUAAA